AUGCUGUUUUCUACCAAAAACAUCGCAUAUAUCCUCGCGCUCGUGUCCUUCGGGAGCGGUGCCGUUCUCCGAAGCAGCGGUGGUAGUAACGAAGUUUCAGGGUCUGGUUAUUGUGAGCAUCUAUCAGCCUGGAUAAAAGAACGUGAGUAUAGCAACGGAGACAAGGUCAUAUACUGGGGGUAUAUAUGGACUGCCGCAGCGUGGUCAUAUAACAACCCUCCCAGCGAACUCGCGGCAGAAUGGAUCAAGAGCGAGUUCUGCGAGGAUGGAAAUCAAAACAGUACCCACCAUACGCGCGGUAACGACAAGACCGAUGACUGGGGCCGCGAGAAUGACCGAGACAAAAUCAAUAAAAACAACGAUGCGGAAAAUGAGGACGACGGCGAGAAUAACAGCGGUAAUGGUGACGACAAACACAGAAAUUCCGACAUUUGGGGUGAGAGUGCAGGCGAUGGUGAUAACUGA
Molecule: messenger RNA, 465 nt
Organism: Coniophora puteana RWD-64-598 SS2
Lineage: Eukaryota; Fungi; Basidiomycota; Agaricomycetes; Boletales; Coniophoraceae
Exons: 5
Coding region: 1-465 (154 amino acids)
Biological process (GO): carbohydrate metabolic process
Cellular component (GO): extracellular region
Molecular function (GO): hydrolase activity, hydrolyzing O-glycosyl compounds; carbohydrate binding
Source: RefSeq, a predicted model, not a curated record